GCUGCGUGUUUGCCAAUGGUGGCAACCUCAGGAAAUUCUUUUACCAACACUUAGGAGGUAUAUACGCAAAGAAGGCGGUAACACCAGAAGUUAUGUUGAGCUUACAUGCAGGAACGCAAACAAAUAAACUAAGAAAGGGGGAAAAAUGUACAUAUUUGUAUCAUUAAAAACUUUUAAUGCAACUGUUUGUAUUGAAAAUGACAAGGAAGUGACAUGAAUAGUUUCGUAUAUAAAUAUAAGAAUUAAAAGAAGUAAACGGAACUCAGCACCUCUCCCUCAAAAGGAGAAAGAAAAUGAAAAGGAGAAAGAAGACUAAUGGGCUGACGGACAACUGACACCGGUGUGCACAGAAGAAAAUGCGAGUGUGAGAAGAAGGUACAGUGAAAGGAGCAAGAGUAUAGAGAAAACAGCUUGGUUCGUGAGCAGAUUAGCAGCCCGUAAGUACCCGCAGAAACAGGAAGAAAGAACCCGUAUUUGCAGAGGAAGAAAGUACCCGUAUAUACAAGGAGAAGAGUACCAACAUAUGCAGGGAGAGAGGCACAUGUUAAUAUCAACACCACCACCACCACCGCAUAUAGAAACGAGGAACAAGACCUCCCGCAGCUUCCUCUCCAUCCCAGCUGUUCCUAUUGACUUGAAAAGGUUACGAGGAAACGCUUCGCUAUCAGUCAGUUGCCUCGCGGACGUCGUGAGGGAAGGAACGGGGGUGGUGUUGUUCCGUGCCUUACUUCCCAGUGCCACGCGUGACUCCUGCCUGACAACACUGCCUCCACGCUUACUGCCCCGUCCAUCCUGCACCUUCCACCCGACCUGCCUAUGUUGAGGUCUAUGAACAUCACAUGGCCAGUGUGCUCAUAUCAGGCUGUGGCCGUGGCGGGGUGCAGUGCCGCGAGGGGACACACAGGGCCUCCACUGAACUCCGAAAAUCCUCUCUACAGGACUCUUUCAGCUCGUAGUCCUUUCCUUGCCUUCAGAAGAGUGUAAGGAAGACAUGUAUGAAGAGAUAUAAUACGUAUGUUAAUAUUAAGAAGUACAAUGAUAAGUAUCUAAAUAUUUACUGAUGAUUAAGAGGAAAAUUGUCUUGCUGUGAAAAGUCAAGGGUACGUAGGACUAGUCGAAUCUAGAGUAGUGAAGUCAAGUAUCCACGUUGAAGAGUUAAUUAAGGAUUCUGAUUCUCCAGUGGGUAUCCUCAAACCAAUCCUGGUGCCCUGAGAUUGAGUCCUGAAGUUGGAAGUCCUACAGAUUGAAGUGUAUGUUAAGAAUUACAGUUGAAAUAUCGUUAAUAUAUCCUUGAAUUCCUUAAAAGCUAAGUGUAGAAAAGUGUUAGGAAAUAAAUACGUCACAACUCGUGGAUAAAAAGAAAAAAGUGGAUAGAAAAGGCAAUGAGGAAAAGGAGGAAAGAAGAAAAGGAAUGAAGUGAAUAAACAGUGCUGAUAGUGGAGGGUAGAAGAAAAUAAAAAUGAAAAUGAAGAUGAGAAAAGGAACAUAACUGAUUUGAACACACCUGACAGUGAAGAUAGAAGCAGGAAAGAAAAGGAGAACAGGAAAUGAAUGAAAGAGGAUCAAACUGAAACGAUGAGACACAAAUUGGCGAAGGGAAAAUUACAGAGCUAAGAAUGAAUACAGGAAAGAAAAUUGAUAAACGAAACGAAUAGUGACAAGGCAAGGAAGAACAGAAGGAAGAAGGGAGAGAUGACGAUAGCUCCGUAGAGAGAGAGAAAAAAAAAAAACAGGAAAGGAAAACAGUUAACGAUAUAGAGAAGAAAUGGGGAAAAUGAUAAAAAAAAGGUGAAGAGCAAUGACGUAAACAAGGAGAAAAGAGGAGAAGGAAGAGGGGGAGAGGAAAGGAUGAUAUGAUGAAAAGAGGACAAGGAAAAAAAAAUUUAAAAGGAAAACGAUUCGAUACGGAACGAAAAAAAAAGGAAGGAGUGAAGGAAAAUAGAAAGAAAAAGAGGAAGGGAAAUUUGAUAAUGAAUAGAGAAAAAACAAAAUUAUUAAAAUGAAGAAUUGAGACUCAGUAAACAGGAUCACAGAAAAAAAAAAGUUAAAAAGGAAAGGAGGAAGCAAAAUUUAAUAAUGAGUAGAGGAAAACGAGAAAAUUGUUAAAGGGAAGAAUUGAGACAGAAAGGAAGGAGGAAAAGGAAUCAAGGAAGGAAGGAAAAAAGGAAAGGAGGAAGGGAAGUUUAAUAAUGAAUGGAGGAAAACGAGAAAAUUGUUAAAGAGAAGAACUGAGACGGUAAGGAAGGAGGAAAAGGAAGAAAAGAAGAAAGAAAAGGAGGGAGGAGUCAUUAAUUGAGACUCAGUAAAGAAGAACGAGAAAAAGGAAGGAAGGAGAGGAGGGAGGAAUUAAAUUAUUAUGUACAGCAAAGUCCAGGGCCGCCCUUGGACUGGUGUGGGCCUGAUGAGGAGAAGAAGCCGGCUAACCCACAUCGCCUGCGUCUUCGCCUGCCUUGCCAUCAUCGUCGCCCUUCAUCAGCUUCUGCUCCUUGCUUACACCUACAAUGACUACAUCCUCGCUCUCCUGCCGAAGCCGCACCUCCCGCAGCAGAUCCGUUCGGGUAGAGGGCAUGAGAGGGGCGGGACUACUGUGGGCGAUGCGGGGGACGAGGGUAGAAAUGGGGUGCCACGAAUCCUUUGCCUCAUCAUCACGUCCCCGCCCUACCACGUGACCAGGGCGCGGCACGUGGCUGCUACCUGGAGCCCACACUGCACCAGGGCGGUCUUUCUUACCACCCUGGAGGACCCAACGCUGCCCGAGGUGCUCCUGACGUCCGGUGCUGCGACCUAUGACCAGCUGUGGGAGAAGGUGACGAAAGGGUUCCUGUGGGCGUACAAGGUGCUGGGUGAGUUCGACUGGGUUGUGAAGGCCGAUGAUGACUCCUUCGUCUUCGUGGAGAACCUGCGGGCGGCGGUGAAGGUGCUGGAUCCAGAUUCUCCCUUGGCGGCAGGAGUGCACCUCGCCACCUGGGAAACGGGCGAGACAUACCUGAAUGGGGGCGCCAGCUACGUACUCAGCCGCGGCGCCGUGAGGGUGCUGGUGGAGAGAGGUAUACAGGACGGGAAGUGCCAGAGAGAGCUGGAACUUGGCACUCUGGAAGAUGUCAACAUGGCCGCGUGUCUUCGUCUGCUAGGUGUGAAAUUCCUUGACUCCCGUGACUCCGAGGGGCGGCAGAGGUUCCACAUCUACCCCCCGCAGGAACUGGUGGACCCGCGCAGUGAGGCAGACCUGAGACACCUGUGGCUGAGGAGAGUGUCCGUCUACCCCUAUAAGUUUGGCUACGGAGAGCUGAGUGACGAGGUGAUCAGCUUUCACUACGUUGACGCGGAGACCAUGUACCUCAUCUACUACCUGGUAUACCUCGUCAACCCACACGCAGAUCCACCGCACCGCGCCAGGUCUCCCCUCAAGCCCCUCCCCGCCCAGGCCACCUAAGGGGAGGAGAGGGUGGGGGUGCUGGGGUGCUGGAGACUUGUGCUGGAGUCACGAGGGCGGCGUCUGCGUGUUCCCUACGUGUUCUGAGCCCGUCCCUUCUUCCUCGUGGCCUUGCACAACCUUUACCGUCCCCCUGCUUCCCCUGCCCCCCCUGCCCCCCCCCUUUCCUUCACCGGCACACCAGGCAUUGUAUGACACGCUUGGUUGUGGCACCUUAGAUCACUCAAUAAGCCACGUCAGGUGCCGCCGCAGCCGCCACCGGGGUGCCGCGCGUGGCAUCUGGAAGGAGGCAAGACUUGAGGGCAGACUUGUGGUUUGUACGCACGGUGGAGGAGGAGGAGGAGGAGGGACACGAAGAGGGUGAAGAUGUGGUGGUAGUGGUGGUGGCGGUGGAGAAGGAGGGUAAAGUGGGUGAGAAUGAUAAUUAGAAGAUGGAAAAGGAAAAUUGAACAAGAAUACAAAGAAGGAAGAAAAAUAAUAGCAUUAAGCAUGACAAAAAUAAGUGAUUGAUAAUCACAGUUAAAAGGGAAAAAGAAAAUCAAGCAAGAGGAAGACAAAGGAGGAAGGAAAGAAUUGGUUGAUAAUGACAAUUAGAAGGAGAAAAAAAAAUUAAGCAAGCGACACAAAGGAGUGCAUAAGGAGUACUAGGAAGAAGAAUAAUAGAAGAACAGGACGUGUACAUAGACAAAGAGAUGCAGGAAAAAGACGAAAAGAUGAUAAAAAAAAAGACCAUGAAUAAAAUAAAAAAAAUGAAGAGCUGGUCAAAAAAGAGGAGAUAAAGAAGAGAAAAAGAAGAAAAGGUGAUGACAAAAGGCAAGGAAAAAGGUGAAGUGCACGAGAACUCAGGAAAAUAAGACAAUAGAAAGCCAGGUGACCCACACAAAGCAAGUCCUGAGUGCUUAAGAUUUACCACCUGUCAUCAUCUCCCACCGAUUCAUCCAUCCUCAUGAAAAUAUCUAAUGUCUGUGAACUUACUACGUUCCUACUAAGUGUGUUCAUUCAUCCACAAUCGUAUUUGUGAAUUAAUUUUUGUCAGUCUUUUUAAAAUUUGAAUUCGUCGUAGUUUGAUUAUUCGUUUAAAAUUUGAAUUCGUUUAAAAUUUGAAUUCGUCGAGGUUUGAUUUAUUCGUUUAAAAUUUGAAUUCGUUUAUAAUAUGAAUUCGUUUAAAAUUUGAAUUCGCCUAAAAUUUCAGUUCGGUUAAAAUUUGAAUUCGUCGAAGUCUGAUCAUUCGUACGUGUUCUAAGAUGUUCUCUAACUAGUAGAACCAGUUUUAUAUCUUUAUUAAGCUUUUCAUUCCAUUUCAAAACUUGUAUCGCCUCACUGCGCACGCCACGCCUUGCUGCUCUUUGUCCUGGCAGGAUUAUUUAUUUUUUUUCAGUCCUUGGAUCAUUCUAGUCAUCCUUCUUCAUCUUUCUUUGCACACACACACUACCUUAUCUACUCUCAUUUCAUAGUAAAGAGACCAGGACUGCACUGCAUACUGUAAAUGCUGCCUGGCCAAAGUUAAGUAUAGUCUCUCUUAAAGCUCUUUCUUGCGUCGGCACUGACAAUCUGAUCUCUGAGUCUGUUGCAGUCGUCUGUUACUCGUUAUGAGAUCUAAUUUCUUCCCAUCUCUUUCUGAAUCUAACUUCAUCUUGCUUGAACUGGCUACAUCAAACUUGAACCAAAUCUACGUACGCUAAUGUCCUUUACAGUAUUCUUAUUUAUUUAUUUAUUACAUUUUAGUUAUUGAUUAACCUAUUUAUUUUGAAUGAAUUUUACAGUAUUUUAUUUUAUUUUUCACUUGUAUUGAAAGUGCUGCAGUUAAUGGUAAUGAAGUCCAUUUACCAUAUUUCUGACCAUUUACAUUCCUUGAAGUCCUUUUGUAAUAGGUUCGAGUCCUGCUCUGAUUGUUUUUUUUUUUUUUUUUUACUGUGUCAGGGAAAUCAACCAAGCGCAAGAAAAUAGAAUAGAAAAUAAGUAAAUAAAACUCUCUCAUAAAGUUGUAUUGAAUCUCUACUAAUAGAAAAAAGAGUGAGGAGGAAAGAAAAAAAAAGUUAAGCUAGUUGAAUUAAGCUGCACUUGAAGGUGAAAGAAGAGAUAAGUGUCAGUGCUAUUGAUUUAUUUCCUAACCUAAGACUCCUCUGGGUAUGUAUUUAUAUAUGAAUAUAUACGUAUGCUGUAUGAACUGGAUGCGUGUCUAUGUAUAGUUAAUUUCUGUUUGUUCUUUCGCUAUUUUUUUUUUCUCUGAUGAUUUGGAAACAUAUAUAUGAAAAAAAAACUAUCCUUAAAUUUUGUGAUAAGUGAGGUGAGAACUUUGCAAAUACAGACACUUGUGAAAUGAGAGCUUCGAAAAUAUAAACAUUUGUGACAGAUGAGAGGUGAGAGUAUUUAAAAAAAAAAUACCUGUAAACAUUUGUGAGAGGUGAGAGCUUUGGAAAAAGAAAAAAAAAGAUUAGUUAUUCAUGCAUCAUAUCACCAAGGAAGCUGUCAGUCAGGAGUAUUUAAUAAGUAGGUAGGUAACGAUAACAGAUAAGAUAGAGGAGUGAGGAGAGGCAGGCAGUGACAGUGAGUGAUAAACAGUGAGUGAUAAAGGGAACAGGGGACCAAUGAACAGUGUCGUACCGAUAUUGCCGUCCUUGAGCACUGCAGAAUCCCAAGCAGUGCCUCCAACUCGCUUACAAUGUGCCUCAGUGCGGACAGUGCCUCGUGCAGUGAAUGCUAACACUGCCUUGCCAGGGAGAUGUGAAGCAAAGAUACUGCCGCAGUUCCUUGCUUUUCUUUCGCACUUUUUUUUUUUUUUCAUAACUAUAUUAUCUCUGGUUUUGUUUGUCUGUCUGUCUGUUUGUAUCUAUAUAUCUCUCUCUCUCUACGACAGUCCAACUACAUAAAAAAAAGCACAGUGCUACUUGUAAUAAGUUGUGUACAAUAAGUUAUGAUUUUUGAUA
Molecule: messenger RNA, 6360 nt
Organism: Scylla paramamosain (green mud crab)
Lineage: Eukaryota; Metazoa; Arthropoda; Malacostraca; Decapoda; Portunidae
Product: glycoprotein-N-acetylgalactosamine 3-beta-galactosyltransferase 1-like
Exons: 10
Coding region: 2357-3433 (358 amino acids)
Cellular component (GO): membrane
Molecular function (GO): N-acetylgalactosaminide beta-1,3-galactosyltransferase activity
Source: RefSeq, a predicted model, not a curated record